Molecule: messenger RNA, 687 nt
Organism: Bombina bombina (fire-bellied toad)
Lineage: Eukaryota; Metazoa; Chordata; Amphibia; Anura; Bombinatoridae
Product: RAC-alpha serine/threonine-protein kinase
Biological process (GO): protein phosphorylation
Molecular function (GO): ATP binding; protein serine/threonine kinase activity
Source: RefSeq, a predicted model, not a curated record
GAUGUAGGUAUACAGUAUGUAUUGUAACGUUACCUGAGGUACAGAUGUAGGUAUACAGUAUUUAUUGUAACAUUACCUGGGGUUCAGAUGUAGUUAUACAGUAUUUAUUGUAACGUUACCUGAGGAACAGAUGUAGGUAUACAGCAUUUAUUCUUACAAUACCUGGGGUUCCGACGUAGGUAUACAGCAUUGGUAAUGUUACCUGGGGUACAGAAUUAAAACAAUUUAGAUAUAUCUGACCAUAAUAAUGUUUAGUGUGUAAUGGAGACUUUGCGUUCUAGGUGUUAGAAGACAAUGACUAUGGACGUGCUGUGGAUUGGUGGGGUCUGGGUGUUGUUAUGUAUGAGAUGAUGUGCGGACGUCUCCCCUUCUACAACCAAGACCACGAGAAGCUGUUUGAACUUAUAUUAAUGGAGGAGAUUCGAUUUCCACGCACUUUAUUACCUGAGGCGAAAUCUCUGCUGUCGGGUUUAUUGAAGAAAGACCCCAAGCAAAGGUUGGGCGGCGGUCCAGAUGAUGCAAAAGAAAUUAUGCAACACAAGUUUUUUUCUGGGAUCGUAUGGCAAGACGUGUAUGAGAAGAAGCUUGUACCGCCUUUUAAGCCCCAAGUUACAUCAGAGACGGACACCAGAUAUUUUGAUGAAGAAUUCACUGCGCAGAUGAUCACCAUAACGCCACCUGACCAAG